Corvus hawaiiensis (hawaiian crow) is the source of this 981-nucleotide messenger RNA. It is a transcript of the gene HIKESHI, whose product is annotated as heat shock protein nuclear import factor hikeshi. Gene Ontology annotation, molecular function: Hsp70 protein binding; nuclear import signal receptor activity. The record is from RefSeq and is a predicted model, not a curated record. Gene Ontology annotation, cellular component: nucleus; cytosol. The transcript is spliced from 6 exons. The coding region runs from base 324 to 800 and encodes 158 amino acids. Gene Ontology annotation, biological process: protein import into nucleus. NCBI's taxonomy places the organism in Eukaryota, Metazoa, Chordata, Aves, Passeriformes, Corvidae.
GCACCGGGGUGAGCGGGGGCGUGUUGACUUUCCGGGGACGGCGCUCAUGGAGGCUCGGGAGUAGCGAGGCGUCUGAGGGGGUUCGCUGGCCGCCGCCAUGUUCGGCUGCCUGGUGGCGGGCAGGCUGGUGUCCAUGAUCCUGGGGUUGUGCCAGCCAGGUGGUCAACAGCCACUUCUUAGUGACUUGGCAACCUCUUCUGCACCCUAUUUUCCUCCUACGCACAUGGGGAGCGAAGGUACAAGCUGCACCCCAACAAGUGGCUGAAGACAAAUUUGUAUUUGAUCUACCAGACUAUGAAAACAUCAACCAUGUAGUGGUCUUCAUGCUGGGAACUAUACCAUUUCCAGAUGGAAUGGGAGGAUCUGUCUAUUUUUGUUACCCAGACCAGAGUGGGAUGGCAGUGUGGCAGCUGCUGGGGUUUGUCACUAAUGAGAAGCCAAGUGCCAUCUUCAAAAUUUCUGGUCUGAAAUCUGGGAAGGGAAGUCAACAUCCCUUUGGUGCCAUGAACCUCCCACAGACGCCAUCAGUAGCUCAGAUUGGAAUCUCGGUGGAACUGCUGGAGAACCUGGCCCAGCAGACUCCUGUUGCAAGUGCUGCUGUGUCAUCAGUAGAUUCAUUCACAGAGUUCACUCAGAAGAUGUUGGAUAACUUCUAUAACUUUGCUUCCUCAUUUGCUGUUACUCAGGCACAGAUGACCCCAAAUCCUUCUGAAGCUUUCAUUCCUGCAAAUGUAGUUCUGAAAUGGUAUGAGAACUUCCAGAGACGUCUGACACAGAACCCUCUCUUUUGGAAAACAUAAGCUUAAAUUCUGUCAUUUGGAGUUCUUUCUAAAGCGUUACCAGAAAGAUGCAUCAAGUAACUCUGCUGAAGAUUUCUGGGGGGAGGGGGGAAAACUCAAACAACGAUUAGUCUAAAUAGACAAACUAGUAACUUUUAUAUUACUCUUGAACAGUAUUUAAAAUUAAAACCAAUGGAAACAA